AUGCCAACAGCGUCUUCCUCCGAUUCCAAUGAUCGGGAAACAGAAUUCCGGUCACCGUUCCUGCCGGCGGCGGAAAAACCUGGUGGAGAAUCAGAACCGGAGAAGCUGUGCAUCGACGUGAUGCUUCAGAACUAUUGCGGCGAGUUCGGGCGGUGGCAGUUUAAGCACUUCGUCCUAACGUGCCUCGCUUGGGCUUUGGAAGCGUUCCACACAAUGGUUAUGAUAUUCGCCGACCGCGAACCGGAGUGGAGGUGUCUGGAUGGCGCGGCCGGUUUGGGUUGCGAACCGGGUGCGACGAGCGUGUGCCGGUUCGAACCGGGUUCGUGGGAGUGGGUGGGAGGGUCGGGUUCUUCCACCGUUGCUGAGUGGGGUUUGGUUUGUGGUGACAAGUUUAAGGUUGGGCUGGUUCAGGCCGUCUUCUUCGGCGGCUGUAUGAUCGGUGCUGGAAUAUUUGGGCACCUCUCAGACUCAUUUCUUGGAAGAAAAGGUUCUCUCACAGUGGUUUGCAUCCUAAACACAAUCUUUGGCACCUUAACUGCAUUUUCCCCUAACUAUUCAUCAUACCUCAUCCUCCGCCUCCUCACCGGUUGCAGCACCGGUGGCGUUGGCCUCUGCGCCUUCGUCCUCGCCACCGAACCCGUAGGCCCCAAAUAUCGCGGCAUCGCCGGCAUGUCCACCUUCUACUUCUUCUCAUCUGGCAUCACACUCCUCUCAGCCAUCGCUUACAUCUUCCCCACAUGGCGCAAACUCUACAUAGCUUCUUCCAUUCCCUCUCUCCUCUUCCUCAUCACCACCCUCCCCUUCAUCUCUGAGUCCCCGAGAUGGUACCUCAUAAGAGGAAGAAUCAACGAAGCCAUCAAAAUCAUGUCCACAAUCGCCACCACAAACGGUAACCACCUUCCACAACGAGUAAUUCUUACCCUCGAUGAGGAACCAUCGCCGCCACCAAUACCAACACCGCCGAAUGCCUCGUGCAACGUGGCGAACAAAGACGCGGUGACGGGGUGUCUUAUUGACGUUCUUCGCUCGCCGGUGACGCGCACGCGCUUGGUUCUGGCUGUGGUGAUUAACUUUUUAUGUUCGGUGGUGUACUACGGUUUGAGUUUAAACGUGGUGAACCUCGAAACGAAUCUUUAUCUCACCGUUAUACUAAACGCCGUGGCGGAGAUGCCGGCGUUUAUGAUAACUGCGAUGUUGUUGGAUAGGUUGGGAAGGAAGCCGUUAACGAUAGGGACGUUAUGGUGGAGUGGGUUGUUUUGUUUCCUUGGGAGUUUGGUUGGUAACGUUGGGGUGUGGAAAGGUGUCAAAAUGAUGUGUGGGAUUUUGGGGAUUUUUGGAAUGGCGGGGACUUAUAAUUUGUUGUUUAUUUACACCGCCGAGUUGUUUCCCACGGUGGUGAGGAACGCCGCACUCGGCUGCGCCACCCAAGCGGCGCAAAUGGGGGCCAUUUUGGCACCGGUUGUUGUCGUUUUGGGUGGCGCGUGGCCGUUUGCGGUGUUCGCUUUGUGUGGAAUAAGUGGUGGCCUCUUUGCGUUUUAUUUGCCAGAGACACUGAACCAACCUCUCUAUGAUACGUUGGCGGGAUUGGAGGCCAAGGUUAAUAACGUUGCCUCCAUUAUUGUAUGA
Messenger RNA from Abrus precatorius (Indian licorice), 1626 nucleotides. Its product is annotated as organic cation/carnitine transporter 4-like. Gene Ontology annotation, biological process: transmembrane transport. The record is from RefSeq and is a predicted model, not a curated record. Lineage: Eukaryota; Viridiplantae; Streptophyta; Magnoliopsida; Fabales; Fabaceae. Bases 1 to 1626 code for a protein of 541 amino acids. Gene Ontology annotation, molecular function: transmembrane transporter activity. Gene Ontology annotation, cellular component: membrane. The transcript has 2 exons.